Messenger RNA from Strigops habroptila (Kakapo), 8176 nucleotides. RefSeq names its product leucine rich repeat containing 75B (gene LRRC75B). The transcript has 4 exons. Lineage: Eukaryota; Metazoa; Chordata; Aves; Psittaciformes; Psittacidae. The coding region runs from base 279 to 1301 and encodes 340 amino acids. The record is from RefSeq and is a predicted model, not a curated record.
CUUUUCCACCAAGCAUCUCCCGGCAGAGGAGGCGCCUUCGGGAGAAGAGGCAGCGAGGGCUGCCCAGCCGCUGGGGAGGCGGGUGCUGGGGCUGGGACUCGAGUAAAUAAAAUACUCCUGGGGCGUUGCUCCUCCGGGAGCGCCGGGAACCACCAGCGGCGAGCUCGGGGAGCCGGGGCGGAGCCGGGCGGGGCUGCCCGGACCUCCCUCCUCCCCCGACCCACAGCCCCGUACCCGCCCGGCCCGGAGCACGACGGCAUCGCGGCCGGAGCGCGGCCAUGGGCUCCCGCCUCAGCCGGCAGAGCAGCCUGGAAGAGGAGAGCACCCAGGAGCCCUGCGCCGGCAGGCUGGAGGGCGGCCGGGGCGACUUCCACUUCUCCUCCCUGCUCCUCCAUCCGCAGAAGCUGCCCGGGGUGCUGCGGAAAGCCUCACCGGCGCCCUACGUGCGGCGGGUGGGGUGGCUGCGGGAGAUCCAGGCCACCAUCCGGGAGCACAAGCGGGAGCACGCCGUGCACAUCCUCAGGCUGCUUCGCAAGGACCUGGGACUGGAAGGAACAUUCCUCAAUGAAGUGCUCUACAAAAAUGCGACUUUCCUCAACUUGGUGGAUCCCAUCUCCCACGACUUGUUGAUGAGCCUUGCUAGAGAUCUACAGUGUCCCAAAAAGGAAUAUGACCCUUGGAAAUCCUCAGACAGGAUCUGCAGGCAGCUGAUUUACCACCUAACCCCCCACUCGAAAUGGCACCGGCACGGCAUGCCCCGGAGGAAGUCCCAAGUGUGCCUGAAGACCAGCCUACAGAAGAAAGUGAGCCAGGACUCCAUGGAUUUGUCAGGGAUCCCCCUGACCAUGCGGGAUGUCCACCGCAUGGCCUACUACCUGCACAACAACAAGGACCACCUCACCUCUGUGGACCUGAGCUUCACCGAGCUGAAUGAUGAUAUGGUGCGCCUGCUGCUGCCCUUCCUCUGGGCGCUACCCAAGCUCACUCAUCUUUCCCUCAAUGGCAACCGACUGACGCGGGCGACCAUGAAGGAGCUGACUGAUACCAUGAAGGACAUGAACAAAUUUCCUUGCCUAGCCUGGGUUGACCUUGGCAACAACGUGGAUGUCUCAUCCAUGCCACAGCCAUUGCUCGUGGGCCUGCGCAAGCGCCUCAGCCAGCAGACCACGCUGCCUACCAUCUAUGAGGCGCUCGACUGCGAUUCGGAGAUCUCCAGCGGGCAUGAGGGCAGCCAGCCAGAGGAUGAAGCAGCCGGAAGCACCAUGCCACGUGGUUUUUCUCAGCAGGGCUGCGAGAGGUGACUGGACAACAAGCCGGCACUGGCACAUUGAAGCUGCCCCAAGAAGCCUUGAGUACAAACAUCAAGCAGAGGGCCAGCUUUACCGGCUUCCUUUGGCUCCUUCCUCUCGCCUUCCCUGACAUAUCCCCCCCACCUGCUGUGAGACAAAAGCCUGUCAUCCCCCGACAAUGUGCUCCACUUCCUCCCCUCACUGCAAAACCCAUCGCCCAUGUUCCAGAGAGGAACCAAUGACUUACAGUGAACCUGGUCCCCAGGCAGGGUCUCACUGGAAGACGGGAAAAGACCUGUCGGAGUCAAGAAUAUCCUCCAGCAGCCAUUGGGUUGAGGGAAAUGGAUGGGGGGGAACCUAAAACAGAAACAGGCUUGUAGUUUACUUCCUUUCUUCCUUUUCCUAUGCACCUUGGAAACCUUGGGACCUGCAGCCUAGAGUGUGAAAGGAGGUAGCCCAAGAGCCUAGCUGCUGUGGAGCUUAGUUGAAGGGCUCAGAGGCUAGAGCUGGAGCCCGGCAGUGUGUCUCCCUCUUGUGUCUGGCUCCUUUUGUCUUGUUUUUUUCCUAUUGUGUGUUUUGUAUUAACCUCUGAACAAAGGGACUUGGUCAGAGACCAUUGGAUCGCAUAGGCUGGGGCGGACACAUGGCUUGGAAUUGCAGCAUCAGGAUAUUUGCUGUGUGACCGGGGUGAAAGGGAGGGGAAGGAGGUAUGUGUUGGUGGGAGCAUGGGGGAUGGGAUGAGUUGGGAUGGGAUGGGAGGAAGAGGGAGGAGAGGGAGUGGGAGCAGUCUUGUGGAUUAGCAGGAUUGGUUUCAAAACCUGUGCAUUUGUACUAAAAUUACAAGUUCCAAGUGAAAUGGAGAAAAAGCAGACAGCUAGGUGCAUAACUGUGGCGCUAGAGGAGCAAGCAGUGAACGUGCCAGAAGUGGGCACUUCCCAAAUGAAAGUGCAAAGCUUUGGCUCCUCAUGGCAUAUUGCAUACCUCAUAAUACAGACACAAUGUGAGCAGCUGCAUCACCAUUUCCAAUGCUGUCCAAAACCCAAACCACCAAUGCAAUAUUUCCAGUGUUUUCCACACUGCUCAUGCUCUAUGUAAACAAAAUAAACAGUUCUCUUGGACAUGAGCGUGAAGCACUACGGAGUCUGAGUAUCCGGGUUGUUCACAGCAGCCCAGAUGCUGCAAGAAUAUGGACCAGGAGUCCUCAUGCAGUGCUGAGCAGUGUGGGAGAGGAGCAGCAAGUGCCAUUCACAUUGGUGAAAGUGGUUCAUCCCUCUAAUGAAACGUGGAUAUUCAUUUGUAGUAGGCUGCCACCCAUAAGUGUUGCAAGCUGCUGAUAGAAAUAAAUUGAUCACACUUUAGCUGGUAAGUCAAGUCCUCUAAGUUAUCUGUCCCCACAGGAAUUCAGAGAACAGGUAUGUUUCUGAAAGAGUGAAAAGUUAAAGAAAUUAGACAUAUUGAAAAAAAAACCAAACAUAAAUCCUGGCCCUCCUAAAUUAACAAUGGUAACUUUGCGUACCUCUGCUGAUUCUUUCUGGGAGUCUCAAUACAUAUAAGCAACUCUCAUAUACUAAGCCACACAAAUCCACAUGAAAUAGACACACCUUUCACGCUCCUUGCUGAUUUUACAGACACUGCAGGAAGAAAAUCAAUGAUAUUUUUCAAGCAAUUUAUCCUCUUUGGACAAACAGUAUGAGGGCACUGGACAGUAUCAGACACGAUCAACUACCAAAAGACCCAGUAAAUCCAGUCCCCUGAGGAAGAAAGCUGGGUUUAGGGACACUCUACUGAGUAUUACAACUUGGCACUGCAAAUGCUAGAGCCAGUCCUGUUCGUACUCCAGUCACUGGAGGAGGACCUCAUGUCCUUCAUGUUGUUAACUUGCAAAAAGAAGUGUUGUAAAGUCUGUCCAGCUGAGCAAAAGAAGCAGAAGAUGUAAGAGGGUAAAGCAAAUAUAGCUAGGGCCAGGUGCUAGCUGCCCCAUCCCAGUGGAGGAGGAAGAGAAAAGGCCCUGAGAUAGCCAGAAUGUGAUGUUCAGCCAAGAGGAUGGGGAACACGGCAUGCAAAUGUAGCCAAACACCAGCACAACCCAAGGUGGGAAGCGAGCACGUUCUCCCCUGAACAGCUGUCACCCAACCCCACUUUUUAGCCCUUCUAGGGAAUCUAGAAGUAAAGAAGUCAUUUCUGCAGCAAAGACUGAGUUUAGGGAGCAUGUGGUGGUUUUGCAAAGGGCAAACCAGUGCUGCUAAAGCGGCCGUUCCCAUUACUGAGGGAAAAGCUAUGCUGCUUCCAGAGGUCACCAGCUGCCUCUUCUCACAACUCACUUUUCCCUUCUCAGCGUGGCAUGUUACAGAAUUACAGAAUUGUUCUGGUUGGAAAAGACCUUUAAGAUCAAGUCCAACCAUUAAACCCAACACUGUCAAGUCCACCACUAAAUCGUGUCACUAAGUGCCACAUCUACACAUCUUUUAAAUACCUCCAGGGAUGGUGACUCAGCCACUUCCCUGGGCAGCCUGUUCCAAUGCUUGACAACCCUUUAGGGGAAGAAAGCUUUUGUAAUAUCCAAUUUAAACCUACCCUGGCACAUUUCCUCUUAUCACUUGUUACUUAGGAGAGGAGACCAACACCCCUCUCACUACAGCCUCCUUUCAGGUAGUUGUAGAGAGCGAUAAGGUCUCCCUUGAUCCUCCUUUUCUCCAGGCUAAACAACCCCAAUUCCCUCAGCUGCUGUUCAUAGGUCUUGUUCUCUAGACCCUUCACCAGUUUCAUUGCCCUUCUUUGGACAGUCUCCAGCACCUCAAUGGCUGUCUUGUAGUGAGGGGCCCAGAACUGAACACAGUGUUCAAGGUGCAGCCUCACCAGUGCCAAGUACAGGGGGAUGAUCACCUCCCGAGUCCUGCUGGCCACACUGUUGCUGAGACAAGCCACACUGCCAUUGGCCGCCUUGUCCAGCCGGGCACACGCCAGAUGUCAGCUUACACCCCCAGGUCCUUUUCCACUGAGCAGCUUUCCAGCCGCUCUUCCCCAAGCCUGUAGCAUUGCAUGGGGUUGUUCGAGCCCAGCGCAGGACCCAGCACUGAGCCUUGUUGAACCUCACACAACAGGCCUCAGCCCAUUGAUCCAGCCUGUCCAGAUCCCUCUGCAGAGCCUUCCUGCCCUCCAGCAGAUCAACGCUCCCACCCAACUUGUGUCCUCUCUAAACUCACUGAGGGUGUGCUUGAUCCCCUUGUCCAGAUCAUUGAUAAAGAUAUUAAACAGAACUGGCCCCAAUACUGAGCUCUGGGGAACACCACUUGUGACCAGCCACCAACUGGAUUUAAGUCCAUUCACUACCACUCUUUGGGCUCAGUCCUCAGUUUCCUGCCCUACUGUGGAAAAGAUUAUAUUACUUUUUUCCUUUUUUCCUUCCAAAAUACCUUUUACCAAAAAUGAAAAGCAUUUCAAAUGUCAGCAAGAUCUGCUUAAACUCUUAAAGUCUGAGCAGAGCAGCACUCUGUGCCAAGAAGAAAACUCGGCCAUGAAGCAUUUUAAAUGAAGGCUUGGAGCCACCUGGUGAGUCAGUGGCAUAUCUAGAAAGAGGGAGCAGGAGUGCUGAGCAUUUAGUACCUGGCUCUGAGCACUGUCUCUGUAAGCUGCUGCAUCAAGGCAUUUUCAUAGCUUCUCCAUAACUGUGGCAACCUCCCGAAAUGAGGCAAACCUCCAGCUUGCAGGCCACCACUGACAGCUCUUCCCUGCAGACCUACUGACCCAGCCCCAGGGAGGAUCUGUGCAACCUGUUUUAGCCCUGCUGAAAGUUGUGGGUUUGGUCUGAGCUGUGCUGUGCUAAUCAGCAGAAUGGAGAUGAGACAUUCAGCCCCUUGCAAGGGAAUUCUGUACUAAUCCCUGAUGAUGCCUGGCUGCUAGUUGGCAACUCCAGGAGCUGGAGAUAAAGCACGGCUUGAAACAGACUGGUUCAGCUGAGCAGCUGUGGGACUGUGUUUAUUCCCCCAUACGCACUUGGUUGCUCCGCCAUAAAAACCUCCCCAUGGGGAACUGAUGGUGAAUAAAUACACGCAAAUGCAAAUUAUGAGGUCCUGGCCUAAGAAACUGCCACUGCUGCUUGGAUGAGCUCUGCUGGGCUGCAACUUGGCUGUGGAGAAGCUAUCACAGCAUACUCAGCUGCUCCCUGCCAGCUCCUGACUGCAUUGACAGUGAGGGACUCUGCGGGCACAGUGGUGUGCAUCCAGCUCCAGAGCUGUGAAGUGCCCCCCUAAGAUGAGAUGCAUACUCAAGGAGCAGGCCUGGCAGCCCCAAAUACAGACAAAGCUAGCUUCAUAAAAGCCAAGCUUACAAACCAGAGAGGAUGACAAACCCAAAUGAGCCUUUCCUUGCACUGAAUGAGAAAGUUCAGCGCUCUCAAAGGGGAUUAAAGGGAUGAGCUGCUAAUUCAGGUCUUCUCAUUGAUACCAGAGGGACCAGCUUAGUUAUGCUCCUAAAUCAGGGGAUGCCUGCCCUACAGUGAGCCUCUGUCUCCUGCUAGAUAACACAGCAGGAGAGAUGGAUCCUUGUCAUACCAAAUACUCUCGUCAGUACUGUACUUGCUGGUGCAGGGCUGUAACCUCAGCUACCUAAAGCAGCACACACACCUCAGUAUCAAAGCUCUCUCCAUCAUUUGCAGUUUCCCAGCCUUCCUCUCUGUACAGGUUCCAGCUGGUCAGCCUGUGAUGGGACCUUUGUCACGUAGUAGGGAGGAAACUGGAGCUGCACAGGGUAGUAUCAUAGCCCUUUUCCCCACCUCCGACCUCCCACCAAGUGAUCUCAACGUGAGAUACUUAAGCCCACCUUUCAAAAGCAGGCUUCUGGAAGGAGAGGUCACCAGAUGUAAAGCUAUGCCACACAUUCCCACCACCUUAUUUUUCUCAGGCUUUAUAAAGUACCCACAGGAAACCCUCCUCCUCCUGGGGUCUCUUUUGAGAUCUACCAUUGCAUAGUGGCAGGGUAUGAGAUAGUAAACUCCUCUCUCCACCACAGCUUCCUCCCCAGCAUCCCUCACAGCAGGCAGUUUCACAACAGACCCUCCUGCAUGCUCACAGGGCCACCAGCAGCACCUCACCUCUAAAUGCUGGUGAGCAUGGCUGGCUGGGGUCGGGCAGGCAGCAGAAGCCUCUAGCAGAGCCAGCCCGCAAAGCCCAGCCGCAGGGAGGUGCACUCGUGGGGAUGCUGAGCAGUGUUGGUGCCAGGCAGCAGAGGAAAGGAGGAACAGACCAGACCUUUUCAGUUACCCAAACAGAAACAUGCUUAUUCCCUCUCUACCCAACUGGACAACACCUUCCUCACUCCUCCAUCCUGUAUUUUGCCCCAGCCUCUGACCACAAAACCCAGGGUAACCAUCUUAGAAUGCUCCAGGUGGCAAUAUGCUUAGCCCUGAGGCCGACACAAGCCUCCCUUGUUCCUGUAACUCUAAAUAACUGCUAAUCAUUUUGGUGAGGUAAGGAUGCAAAAACCACCUGGAAGCACAGGCUUGUCUGAUCUAUUUUUAUUUCACACACUUCAAAACCUGUCAAUCCCCUUCUCUUCUGCACACAGGGCUCUUUCUUCAACUUUUUGACUUACAACUCAUUCCUCAUCACAAGCACUUGGAAGAUAAAGGAGUUUGCACUGUUUGGGGCGGGCUCACAGGCUCCUUGGUGGACAGCUGCUGACACAGAUGCCAAGGUAGAAAUUAUUUAAUCUUAAAGCAAACAAGAGAGGAUUAAACAUUUGCCUUUAGUGAUCAUUGUCCACCACCAGAUCAUGUUUGUUUCACAGCUCACCAAGAGCUGUCAAAGAGCUCUUGUUGAGCUGUGAAACAAAGAAGAGGCAAAGGUCUGUUUUUGAAUACAAACUUUUCUCACUAUACUAUCUGGACAGUGCAGCAGGUAUACAUUCUUCCAGGGCACCGGCAGAUGCCCCAGCUCUGAGCUGCUGGGGACAAUUAUCAAUGGACAAAAGAAUCUCUUUUGCAGUUUUCUGGCAUUAAAGAAGUGCUCUUGAAAUAAAUGCAGUAGCUGGCUUAAGGCUGCCAAGAGGUAGUUCACAAACCAAAAUAGACCGGAACACUCUUAGCUGAGGCCAGCACUCCAGGAAGCCAUGACCACAACUUGAUCUACUUCGAGACACUAAGUACUCUAUUAUGAAUCUCUUCUGUUCCUCUCUGACUCGAUAGUAUUCCAGUGAUGAAUAGAGUUCAGUGAUGCCGAUUCAAAACCAGAAUAGCCACGAAACACAAUACUCACUCUUCCCCAGGAUAAGAGUGAAGAGGAAAGUCAGCUUUUCCUCCACAUGCAUUUACUCCUUUCCCAAAUCCCAGCACUCCCCUGCUGCAUCCAAACUGGCUUCAAAAGCAACCACAAAAACACUGACAGAUCUUUUCUACAGCAUCAGGUUUGUUUAGCUUGCAUGCAGGGCAUGUCGCUAGGGUGGAGAAUAGAUACUUUUCUGCUCAAUGAUCAGCCAGUUUCUCCACUUCUGGGAGGAUUAUUUCUCCCAGUGCAUUUUGGAGACAAUCUGUCCCAGGUUGGAUACAACAAUGGGAAGCAUUUGGAAAGCUAUUGUCAUGGUUUAAGCCCAGCCAGUAACUCAGAACCACGCGGUUGCUCGCUCACUCCCCGCCAAGUACACGGGCUUUAUUCAACCUCCGCAACUCCCCUGAAACACACAGGGUCUCGCUAAGCACAAACAUGGCACAAAAAACUGGAAAAAGGCACUUUUCUAGAUGAGCAGCAGCUGCUGCCUUUGGGUCUCCACAUCAGACUUCUGAGCAGAGCUUUGAUCUUGAUCCCCUGAAAUCUUUUGGUUUGCAGAGCCAACAGUUUCAUGUGUGCACCUUUGUCUGAACUCUGCUGCAACUGAAUAAAUAAGUCAGAACCAAA